AUGUCCAGUAAUACAUUCCAUUACAACGCUGAAGACACACAGAGUAUCAUCGCCAGAACAAACUUCUCCAGCGAAUUCCUACAAAUACCAGCACACGAUUUCAGAUCCAGGGAAUUUGAACGUGAGUCCAAGCACCUUGUGAAUCUUGAAUUACAUUGCGCAACUCUAACAGAGUAUCUCAAAGUACAAUGGAUUCCACGAGGAUUAAGAGUCCGACUAAGGCCGACAGUAUUCAGCGAGAAAAAAGAAUUCUGUGAACUCUUUGAACAGAUCCUUAAUAAGUGUUCCAGUGACUUGAUGACCCUGACGGUCGAUUUCUUACAGAAAGAGAUCACCUUGAUCCAAGAGAAAAUAGCCACCAUAGAAACGCAGCUAAACUCCAGUUUGAGUCCAGAGGACCUCAGUAAACUCAAAGAAAAGGUUUCCACCACCCUUGAAUCACAUAAGAAAGAGUCUGAACGGAAGAAGCGAGACAAAUUUGUCCGUGAUACUGAAGACUACCUCCAGAAUCGAGUGUAUCGAUGGCAAGAAUUCUUUCCUCCCCCAAGGGGAUACCAUUCACGGCGAGGAAUCUCCCAGGACACUUUUUCCUCCAGUUCCGAAGGCAACAACUUCUCACAGUCCCGGGGCCGUUUUUUAGCCAGACGUCGCCCAAGAAGACGAGGAGGGGAGGCCGCCGGCACAGAUACCGCAGUGACCAGAUCCCAGGCCCGCUAAGGAUGAUGGAUCCGGAUCAAUGCUGCGGUGGUUCUCAUACACGGUGCACUCAAUCCGGUGAGUCACCCAGCCAUCCACAGUGGUCAUGCAAACUUCAUCACCUAGAUGUAAUGUUAUGUUCUUCCCCCCUUUUUUUGUACUAGGAUUAGCCAUCCAUCUUUGAUUUACGUAUAUUAUUGACGCAAUAUUGAUGUUAUGUUAUGAAUUUUGAUCACUUUGAUACCUGCAAAUUUCUGUAGACCCGCUACUAUAGAUUACUAAGAAUUCGCUUUGUUGCAAUAUGAUGUGUAUGCAAACGAUUUGCCUCAAUAUCUUUCACCCAUCCCUGAGUAGCAUUAGCCCAAUUUUGUUCUGUUCUGAUCUCUGUGAAUAACUUUUGUUGUUAAACCAACUAUUCAGAUGGACGAUUCUAUUUAUGUAUAUUAUAUAUACUGUUGUUAUACUAUUUCAUAUAGGUCUGAGGAAGGUCAUGUUUGACCGAAACGUCACAUAUAUUUUUGGAUUGCAAAAAUAAAUUUACCACU
Molecule: messenger RNA, 1241 nt
Organism: Hyla sarda
Lineage: Eukaryota; Metazoa; Chordata; Amphibia; Anura; Hylidae
Exons: 3
Coding region: 1-717 (238 amino acids)
Source: RefSeq, a predicted model, not a curated record